Messenger RNA from Saimiri boliviensis boliviensis (Bolivian squirrel monkey), 2059 nucleotides. RefSeq names its product syncoilin, intermediate filament protein (gene SYNC). Gene Ontology annotation, cellular component: Z disc; cytosol; intermediate filament. NCBI's taxonomy places the organism in Eukaryota, Metazoa, Chordata, Mammalia, Primates, Cebidae. Gene Ontology annotation, biological process: intermediate filament-based process. The record is from RefSeq and is a predicted model, not a curated record.
UCGGGGCCGGCCGGGAUCCGGUGUCGGCUGCAGCUGGCAGUGCGGCGGAGCGAAGGGCCCGCGGGCCCAGCUAUUAAUAACGCGGCCGCCAGCCCGGGGUCGCGCAGCCAUGGCCAGCCCGGAGCCCCGGCGCGGCGGGGACGGCGCCGCCCAGGCCGCGAGGAAAACAAGAGCAGAGGCCAAUUCUCCUCUUCAAGAGAACCCUGAAUCCCUAAAUGAGGCAGAGGCCUUGAACCCAGAAGUUACUCUAUCUUCAGAGGGGACCUUAAACCUAGAAGACGUUCUCUACCUGGAGGACACAGGUGACAUUGAUGAGACACUCUAUGUGCAAGAGACCGAGAAGCCAGAGGAGGCCCUGUAUAUUGAGGAGGCCAUGCAGCCAGAUGAAGCUCUGUAUGUGGAGGAGUCUGGGAAUCCAGAGGCAGUGUGUGUGGAGGAAACCAUGGAGCCAGAUGGGAUACAGUUUGUGGAGGUGCCCAUGGAGCCAGGAAGGCCCACAAGCCCAGAUCAGGUUGUUUGUGAGGGAGAGACGGUCACAAGGGCGGAGAAAUCUAACCCUGAGGACAGCCUGAGAGCCGAGCCGAGCCCCAGUAUGGAGGAGGAGAAUCUGAGCAUAGAGGACCUGGAAUUGCUAGAGGGGCGUUUCCAGCAGUGUGUCCAAGCUGUGGCCCAGCUGGAAGAGGAGAGGGAUCAGCUCAUCCAUGAGCUUGUGUUGCUCCGGGAACCAGCCCUGCAGGAGGUGCAGCAAGUCCAUCAGGACAUCCUGGCUGCCUACAAGCUCCACGCCCAAGCGGAGCUGGAGAGAGAUGGGCUAAGGGAGGAGAUCCGGCUGGUCAAGCAGAAACUGUUCAAGGUGACGAAGGAAUGUGUGGCCUACCAAUACCAGCUGGAGUGCCGCCAGCAGGAAGUGGCUCAGUUUGCCGAUUUCCGGGAAGCACUGACUACGAGGGUGGCCCAGCUCUCAGAGGAACUGGCACAGCUCCGGGAUGCCUAUCAGAAGCAGAAGGAGCAGUUGCGGCAACAGCUAGAGGCCCCUCCAAGCCAGAGAGAUGGGCACUUUCUCCAGGAGAGCCGGCGACUCUCUACCCAGUUUGAAAAUCUCAUGGCAGAGAGCCGCCAGGGCCUGGAGGAGGAGUACGAGCCCCAGCUCCUGCGGCUCCUAGAGAGGAAAGAAGCUGGGACCAAAGCUCUGCAGAAAACCCAGGCUGAGAUCCAGGAGAUGAAGGAGGCUCUGAGACCCCUACAAGCAGAGGCCUGGCAGCUCCGACUACAAAACAGGAACCUGGAGGACCAGAUUGCACUUGUGAGGCAAAAACGAGAUGAAGAGGUGCAGCAGUACAGGGAACAGCUGGAGGAAAUGGAAGAACGCCAGAAGCAGUUAAGAAGUGGGGUGCAACUCCAGCAACAGAAAAACAAAGAGAUGGAGCAGCUAAGGCUCAGUCUUGCUGAAGAGCUCUCUACUUAUAAGGGCUGUUUAGAAACAUAUGGCCAAAUCUGUAACCCAGAAACACCAAAAAACUUCUUAGAAGGUCACUAAGUACCCUUUGGACGUACUAAACAGACAAGAGUGCCAGAAACUUGGCAAGCAAUCAUCCUGUGAACGUUGCAAAUACUGGCUGACCUACUUAAAAGAUUCUGGAGUUGGCCAGAGGCAGAACACCAGUCAACUCUUUCCUGGAUUCUUUUUCAUCUGCUGUUGGUACUAAUCUCAGUGCAUCAAGGAAAGGAAAAACAAGCCUUCUGUCUUCCAGCAGCAAUCCUCACAUACAUAUGUGCUGAGUAAAUGAUCAAUGUAUGGACGCAUCUUGGAGUAUUUUAAAGAAUGUUUAUGUUGACCCAAACCAAAAACAUUGAGGGGCACAUGUGGAGUCAAAAGGCAUAUUUCCAUUGCACAUGGGCUUACAAUUUUGCAUUCUUUUGUGCCAUUGAGCGUUAUAAAUUAAAUGAAUACUUUUACGAAGUUUACUUUUUGUUAAAGGAUAUGCUGACUCAAAUAGUUUACUCUUAAAAUUGUGUUAAGGUGGCUGGGUAUAGUGGCUCACAGCUGUAAUCCCAGUAC